AUGAAGCCUCACAAAACUCCUUCAUCAAGAAUGGUCUCCGAUGAGUCCACUAGCAAGUGGAAAAUUCCACACUAUUACAAGAAAUCCUCGACGAUGACACAGGAAGUUUUUACAGAUCUCAGUGCGAUAGCGGCUGCGAAUACUGCUAAUAAUAGUUCUCCCACUCUCACUUUAAAUGGUGGUAACAAUAGAAUCAAUAUCAUGAACACACCUGUUCCUGUGCUAUUGGAAGACCCGGACCAACCGAAGACGCGAAAGGCGCAGAAAGCCAAGGCGAAAAAGAACGGCAAGAUGGUUUUUGUAAACUUUACGGUACAAGAUACAUCCGAGUCACCGAAGAAAGCCAAGCCUUCGCGCCGAGAAAAUAUGCUGCGUAUGUUCAAGCGUAAUGACAACAAUAAAAUCGUAACCCAAGAAUUGAAGGUGCUGGAGUCACCAUCUGUUAUUGAUUCACGUUCUACGCCGUCUACCACGCCAAACUCUGCAUCAAAGAGAAGUUACAGUUCGUAUUUGGAAUGCGGCAAGAUUGGUAGUAGUGCCAUCAGCAGCGCUGGAAGCAUGAAGAGUAAACUAAACAGCGCUUCUCCUAUCCAAAAUGGCAUGGCAAAUUUAGCUGGAGACGAAUUUGGUCUUCAACGCUCAGCUUGUAAUAGUAUGUCAAGCUCUCUACGUUCAAAUUCAAGACCACGCAUAAGACGAUCCAUGAGUGCCAAUGUUGUUCUGCAUGGUAGAAGUGAUGGCCCUGGCCUUUCACCAGCGGCAACGAGCAAUAGUCCGUCCGGAUUGUGUCCGCCUACCCAUCCGCAACGGGAACAAAAUGGUAAGAUUGAUUUAUUAAAAAAGAGGUUUUUACGAACUGCUAAUAACUUGCAUUCUGAAGUAAAUUCGGGCCUAAACAGCUCGAGAAUUGAACUUCCGCUGUCGGCAUCCUCUAGCAAAGGCAAUAAUAAAUUUAGAACCCUCUCUGCUAAUGAACAUCAAGGGAUAAAAUAUGCCCCUAAUUAUGAGUACGACGAUAUUGAGAAUAACAAUGGUGAGACCGAAUACUAUACCCAUUACUUAGAUCCUUACUGUAGGUAUGAAGACGCUACGUCAGAAACAGAUAUUAGUCAUUCAACUUUAACGAAUCUCAAUUUGCAUAGGUCCAAUACCUUUUCUAAUAGCUCAUUUAAUGUUGAUGAAAACGAUGCGUCAAUAGCCUUUAGUAGGAUGUUUACAAGGAAGAGAGCAAAUACUGGCGGGUCCGUUAGUUCUAUUGUAUCAAACUCACAAAUCGUGUCUCCCUGUAACAUUCCUGGCAACACGAGUGUAAAUUCUAUUCAAUCACUACUUUAUUCGCCGAUAAGAUCACACUCACCUGGCAGAUCAAGGUCCAACACAAAAUGUUCUUCAAACACUAGAAUACCUUGCGAACCAUCCUCCAAAUGCUUAUCAAGCAUUUCGACUGGAACUGCUACGAACCAACAGCCACAAUCCAUACACAAAUCAGAUUCUAUCAUUGAGAUGGGUUCCUAUAUUGACACCCAUGUAAGGCAACGCUAUUCACACAAGAAGAAGCAGGAAUCGAUCUUAGAAUCACUCAAACAAUACCAACAGUCCUCAACUUCUGGUGGUGUUACGCCUACAUUUUCACAUGUGUCGAAUUCAAGCAUAUCUGAUGUCAACUUUCCAAAUGUACCUUACACAGAAUAUUGUGGCAUGUGGACUAUCGAGAAUGAUAACUUUAUUAAUAAUCUAUAUGAUGAACAAAGCCUACCUGCAGUAAACGGAAUACCAACCACUACUAUAGAAGAAAACGAGGAGGCUGAACCCCAAAUGGUCCCUAUAACAAUAGCCAGUAAUACUAAGAGAGAUUUUGAACCGCCUGGACGGUCAAUUUCUACAAGUGAAUCCUCAUAUCAAUAUUUGCAUGAUUCGCAAAGCGUUGGUUUGGUGCAUACAAGGGUAGGCUCGCCAAGCAUUAACUUAAUGAACAUGGAAAACAAGCAGCAACAGCAGCAUUUAAAACAAACUCCGUAUUCUUCAGAGUCGAAUGAAUUAUGCGAGGAUUUAGUUGCUAGUGAUAAUAAUCCUUUAGAAAGCUAUGUGGAAUUUGAUCUAGAAAACGCCCUUACUAUAUUAUCUACGGAAAAUGAAGUACCAUUGGAUGUAACUACAGAUAAAAGUUCCAACAGUACUCUUAACCAAAAGAAGGUACUAUCAUCAGCCACAGGUGUGGAUAUGAUAUCUUCUACAUUAGAGGUUGACAAUUGCAAUUCCCAAGGAGAUGUGAAAGAUAACGAUCAGGGGCAGAAUAACCACUCACACCAAUUUUCUCGACACAACUACAAGUUCCAAGAUUUAGAUAUACCGCAUUUGAGGAACGAUUUCUAUACCUUCAUGGAGAAUAAGGACAUAUAA
This is a messenger RNA of Eremothecium sinecaudum, 2400 nucleotides long. RefSeq names its product Bck2p (gene BCK2). The transcript has a single exon. Bases 1 to 2400 code for a protein of 799 amino acids. NCBI's taxonomy places the organism in Eukaryota, Fungi, Ascomycota, Saccharomycetes, Saccharomycetales, Saccharomycetaceae. The record is from RefSeq and is a predicted model, not a curated record.